AAGAUGGAUUCUGCAGACUUACUUGAGAAGGAAAAAGAGUUUAAAAAGCUUAAUAAACAAUUAGAAAAGAAGACAGAGAGUUUGAUGAAGCAAAUAGAAAAAGCAAUGCAAAAGCCAGAUUUCUUUUCAGAAAUCCCUCAAAAUAUUUCACUACACGAACACUCAAAUUAUAAAAAACAUUGCUGCGACACUCCUAAAUCCAGCCCUUCUCCAAAAAGUACUCCAACAAAAAUUAAAACAAAAUCACCCGCCAAAAUAACAGCCAAGCGUGAACCAGAGACAAAUUGCAAAGACCACGGCUGUGACCAUCAUGCCAGUGAUUUUGGAAUGCUGGAAAAACGAAGGGACUUCGAUAAUGAAUUUUUACAUGCUUUUGUUAUAAUGAAUAUUCAUGAAAAGGUGCUACCAUCAUCAUUUGCUAAAGAUGGUACAACUGUGGAAAGUGUGUGUAAAUUCUUGGCAUCCAAGGCAAAACUGCUGCAGGAACAAGUAGACACAUUGCAGGCGACUAUUAAUAAGAAAGCGUCACAAUGUGAGAAACAUCUAGCACGCCAAGCAGACCUGGAAUCUGAGAGGCUGACGUUUUUGAACAACAUCAACAACUUGAAUGCUGAGCUGAGCAGCGCAAAAGCCAAGUGUGCGUCGCUGCAAAACCGGCUUAAUGAAAAAGAGCGUGUUUGCGAAAAACAGAGAUCGGAGUUGGACAGUCAAACGUGCCGUAUGAAGCAGCUGACAUCGAAGAUUGCCAGCGAAGAGUCCAAACAAAGCUCUUACGAGAGGACUGUCGAUAAGUUGCGGAGGGAACUUGAGAGCGCUAAGAUCGUUGAAAAGGAAUUUCGAUCAGCAUCUCGGGAACUUUCGGCCUCGCAUCGCAACGCCAUCUCUGGAUUAGAGUCACGAACUAAAACACUGGCGUCUCGUAUUCACAAGCAAGCGGAGCUCAUUGAAAACUUGAAGCGACAAAACGCUUUGUUGACCACAGAAACAGCAAUUAAAGCACUUGAAAAAGAGUAUUGCAAGUUUUUGGAUAAAGAUUUCUGAUAAUAAUUACUGGGUUUUAUUU
This is a messenger RNA of Cydia amplana, 1063 nucleotides long. RefSeq names its product testis-expressed protein 9-like. Lineage: Eukaryota; Metazoa; Arthropoda; Insecta; Lepidoptera; Tortricidae. The transcript has 6 exons. Bases 4 to 1041 code for a protein of 345 amino acids. The record is from RefSeq and is a predicted model, not a curated record.